This is a messenger RNA of Drosophila ananassae, 895 nucleotides long. Its product is annotated as RNA-binding protein 7. Gene Ontology annotation, cellular component: nucleus. The record is from RefSeq and is a predicted model, not a curated record. Gene Ontology annotation, biological process: regulation of alternative mRNA splicing, via spliceosome. Lineage: Eukaryota; Metazoa; Arthropoda; Insecta; Diptera; Drosophilidae. Gene Ontology annotation, molecular function: single-stranded RNA binding. Bases 89 to 814 code for a protein of 241 amino acids. The transcript has a single exon.
GCGCUUGUCCAUCCCUGGCAUUCAGUGCAACCCUGUGCCUUCAGCACAACAAUAACAAACCAAACUUCGGAUAAUUCGGAACCAAGCCAUGGAUAUGCAGGCGGUAUUGCAACAGAUGUACAGUGGAGACCCUGGCAUGGCGUUGAUGAUGGGGAUGGGCCUGAACGGCAAUGGGUUCGGAAUGCCCAUGCCAAAUCCCUUCAAUCCCUUUGGCUCGACACCGAACGACUCCUUCGAGCAGGCUGGAGAAGACCUGGACGACGAGGAUGACGAGGACCAGCGCACCCUGUUCUGCGGCAAUCUCGACGAGCGCGUGACGGAGGAGAUCCUGUACGAGGUGUUCCUGCAAGCGGGUCCCAUUGAGCAGGUGCGCAUUCCCGUGGACAAGAUGGGCGGCCGACAUCGGAACUUCGGCUUCGUGACAUACCAGCACCUGUGCGCGGUGCCCUUCGCCCUGGAGCUGUACCAAGGCCUGGAGCUCUUCGAAAAGAAGGUGACGAUCAGGCCGCAGGGAGCCGACAAGCCCAGGCAGCAACAGUCGAACUAUCCCCAGGGCCGGCUCAGCAAUCCCAAGAUGCAGGACUCGCCCGGCAAGCCCUCGCCGCCCCAAUCCGGCCGACACGGAUUGCAUGGCGCCAAGCCCUACGACCGGCACUCGGGCGGCCAGAAUGGCGACCAGCGGCGGCGCAGCGACAGCUCGGUGAUGGAGCGCAACCGGCCGCGGAACCACCCCCAGCAGCACUACCAGAACCAGCACAUGCAGGGCGGCAGCCGGCGAUCGGACCAGCGGCACAACCACCAGCGAAGGAUCUAGGACGUAGCCUCUACUGCUUUAUUAAUCUUAGGGUAGAUCUUACAAACAUUUAGAAUCUAAAUAGAGAUGUAUGAACUAGAA